Molecule: messenger RNA, 1350 nt
Organism: Hibiscus syriacus
Lineage: Eukaryota; Viridiplantae; Streptophyta; Magnoliopsida; Malvales; Malvaceae
Exons: 2
Coding region: 1-1350 (449 amino acids)
Cellular component (GO): intracellular membrane-bounded organelle
Source: RefSeq, a predicted model, not a curated record
AUGAAGCCACCGGAACCUCCUUUUUACCCAAGAAGCCAUUCAAAAACCCAUAAUUUCCAACCAAUUCCCUUCCUCUUCGUCGUCAUCGUUUUUCUUCUUCAAAUCCCAAAGACAAUCUCCUCAAUCGCCGCUCAAAUACCAUUAGAGUACAUCCAACACUGCAAUGACGUCGUCCUGGCAUCAACGGCGGAGCCUAGCGCUCUCUCUUCCAGCCCCUCCUUGUCUCACAGCCUCGACUUCAAAAUUGGGUAUUACUCCGGCGGAGACUUCAUUUUCUUCCAACCGAAUCUCGCCACCGAUGUGCUGAAAUCCGCCACGUUUCAUGCUCGUUUCUCGCAAGACUACCUCGAUAGUAAUAAAUCACGAAUCUAUAAAGUGAAUGGGAAGCUCGUUUUACAAAUUCCCAAAUCACUUGUCAUUUCUUCUUCCGGUGGCGGUGUAUUAAACCCCCACCGUGGAUUGCGGCGGACGUUCCGGAUCAGGGGAACGAAAAUUCCGUCCGUGGUCGAUAGAGAGAUGCGGAGGUUUUCACUUGGCGGGUUUUGGUCGGAAUCGACUGGGAGGCUUUGUAUGAUUGGAUCAGGGAUGAGUAACGGAAAUGCAGGUAAAUUUAGGACCUUAAUUUUGAGUUAUUUUGAGCCUGUUUCCAUAUUGGGUGUGAGGAGCUUUGGGAAUUAUGAGUUUAGUUUGGUUGAUAAUGGAAAGGAAAGUUCAUGUUUAAGUGAAGGAGAGAACUUGGAUGUUAGCAAAGCAAAUGGAGGACUUUGUUCAGUGAUUGUUCACCGUAGGAUUAGGUUUGGAUUGGAAUAUGAGAAGGACUGUGAUCAAGUUAAUUGUAGUUCCAUUAUUAGAGAUGUUAAGGAUGCUCCAAGUAUCAUGUUUUUUCGACAAAUGAAGUGUGUGAAUGAAGGGAAAAUGCUGAUUUUGUUGGAUUUUCGAAACUCGAGUUCUAUCAGUGCUUUUCCCCCUUUUGAUCCCAAUACGACCUUAAUCGCUGAGGGAGCAUGGGAUGAGAAGAAGAAUGGUGUCUUUGGUGUUGCUUGUCGAGUUUCGAAUUUCAGGGAUUCUUUGAAUGGAGCAUCGGUCGGCGAGUGUUCUAUUAAGUUUAGCUUGAGAUACCCCAAGGUUUUUUCACUGAGGAAUAGGGAUUCGAUUGUGGGGAAAAUUUGGAGUGAUAAAAGCAAGGAUGAUCCAAGUUACUUUGAUAUGAUUAGACUCGGGAGUGUUUGGGAAGUAUCACCUGGGUUAAAGAAUGUUCCGGGUUUAAGAUACGAGUAUACAGAGGUUGACAGUGCUCGAAGAACAUUGCUGAAAACAAGGGAAAUACAUACCCUAACGGUGAUUCAAUAG